This is a messenger RNA of Mercenaria mercenaria, 946 nucleotides long. RefSeq lists its product as uncharacterized. The transcript has 2 exons. NCBI's taxonomy places the organism in Eukaryota, Metazoa, Mollusca, Bivalvia, Venerida, Veneridae. The coding region runs from base 160 to 666 and encodes 168 amino acids. The record is from RefSeq and is a predicted model, not a curated record.
AUCACCACAAAGACGAUAAACGAGAUUUUGAUUGGACGCUACUCUGCUUAAUAAGUUUGAGACAAGCGGACUACUUAAGGAUUUAAUGGAACAAGAAACGUUCUCAAAGAAAAAAGCGCAAGUGGCAUAACUACAUUAUAACAGAGGACAUAAGGAAAAAUGAUGCUACAAGUGGGUGCAACAUCAGUAAUAGCCUUGGCAAUAUUCCUUGAGACGGAAGCGUUUUUUCUCCCGUCGUCGAAACAUUUGGACUUUUAUACAGAUCCAAGAAUUGACUACGGAAGUGACGUCAGAGAUCUGACAUUUCCGGGCCAUAUUGUUUAUUCAAUCGAGCAAAUCCCGCCGAACGAACCAUUUCUGACUGACAGCGACAUCAGCAAUGCAAUUUACCAAGACAUGGCAUCAAAGAAACAACAAGGUGGUAUAAUGCUUCCGAUGAAACGUGCAUUAAAUGGUUUGCCAGAGGUCAGCAAGCGUAUUCACACGUGCGCGUUUAUGAGACGUCUGGGACUUCCUAUCGGCCUAUGUUUCAAAGGCUCCCGGAACCGAGUGAUUCAGCAACCGAGAGUUCAGGAAGACGCAGAGACGCCGGAGCAAGAUGCUUAUGCCUAUCUCGAACGUCAAUGGCCGGUUCACAGUAUGCUUGGUGGAGGUGUGGGAAAGUAACUUUGAUGUUCUGUUGUGGUCAACUUACGUGGCCGACGUAACGUUUUACGUAGUCACAUGCCUAUCCAUUCAUAAUAAACACGUAAUAAAUGUCACUCUUUAAUAUAAAACUGUCAUUUAAGAUCUAUUAAUAAAACAGUUAAAUAGCAUUAUAAUAUACUGAACUUGUUAUACUCAAACUGGAAAGCCUUAUUAACGCAAAGUGAAAACAAGUAAAAGUACAGUUCAACUGAUAAGGAGAGGUGUUAUUUGUUGGGUUUUGUUGUUAUUGUUUUGUUUU